Xyrichtys novacula (pearly razorfish) is the source of this 10363-nucleotide messenger RNA. The record is from the annotation of a GenBank genome assembly. Lineage: Eukaryota; Metazoa; Chordata; Actinopteri; Labriformes; Labridae.
AUGAUCCGCAGGGUGCAGGUAAAAUUAGCUCCAUUAAUCACUGCAUUGAUUGGUCAGCAGCAGGACGCCGUGCCCCCUCCCUAACUGUCUCACAGGGUCUCUAACUAUAACUGAUAUGUUUGGACGGAGGAGGAAAAGUCUUUUCUUCUGUUUGUGUUUUUCUCUCUGUGGAGGAGCAGUCGAUACCCGUCUACUGCUGGAUGAAGAAGGAUUGGGGUUUAAAACUUCCUCCAUCAGAGCUCAUUCAGAGAGGUCAGACUAUGCUGCGAAUUUCCCAAAAACUUUCAUUCCGGCGCUUUCUUCACUUCUCCUGUCUUCUCUGUUUCCCUCCUCCUGAUAUAUUUUCAUUAUCACAGACAUUAUGAACUGUUUUCAUCCUCAGCACCUGGACUCCAAAGGAGAAAACAGCUGUCCUGUGACUGAUGCCCAUCUUUCACGCAGCUCUGAGGAGGACAGCCUUUACUGUACAUCAGCUAGAAAACAGCUGCUGUAUACCAACAUGUCUGCUAAAUAGCUGCCAUAUGUUUGUCCUUUCUGUGGAUCUGGAUCUAUUUUUGAAUCUUAAUCUGAAUGAAAACAUCUCCAUUCAAGAAUUAAAAGUGCACUUUGAAUUUAAAUUCAUCUUUAUAAACAGGUCACGUUAAUUCAAGUUAAGGAGUGUCUGACUACAGUUUCUGCAGAAUUUCUCAUCUAUUAUGUAGUGGAGCUACAGUAUUUCCUGAACCCAUCAGCUAAUGUCUGACAAGGAUGCUUGCCUCUGGGAAAAAAUAACCAACUCCUCUGUAUUUCCAGUGAAACCAGCCCUUCCCAAAGAGUGACGUCUUGCCUAGAUUUCCUUUGUUUAGUUAGCAGUUUAAGAGAAAACAAUGAAUACAGAUCUGAAGAGAAGUAAAAUCAACCCCACGAAAUAUGUAUGUAAGACAAACACUACCCAUUUUUUGUUUCAUUAUAUACUUGAAAUGAGUGUUUAUUUAUCCAUGUCUAGUGAGUUGCUGUAAAUUGUAUGUUGAGCAGAGGCUUUGAUCAUUUGUUUCUGAGUAGUCUGGGAUUAAGUUUCAUUGCUUAUCUCUCACAAAGGGUUCACCCAUUCAAUUCUGAAGAGUCACAGAUUUGGCGUGAAUGGUAGGUUAAACAGAAGUUUUGUUCAUGUCUCUGUUCAGUCUCAGUUUCACUGUUCAUGGUUAGAUAUGCAAAGGCUUCACAUAUUUGUUUCUGGUGAGUCUCAGUUUCACUGUCAAAAGGAAGUUAAGCAGAGCGUCUUUCAUAUAUUUCUGAUGAGUCUUAGUUCAACUGCUAGUUAUUAUUAAGGCAAGGUCUUUGUUUAUUUGCUUAUGUUGAGUCUUAGUUUGACUGUUUAUAGUAAGUGACACAGAAGCUUUAUCUGUUAAUGACAAGUCUCAGCUUCAUUGUGAGUACCAGGUUCACAUAGGAAUCAAUUAUCAAUUUCAGAUGAAUCUCAGUUUCACCAAAAAUAGUAAAUUACUGAGAGGCCUUGUUCAUCUGCUCCUCAUGGGUCCAAGUUUCACUGUCUUUACUUCCUUACCACGAGGUUUGUCCAUCUUGUUCUAGUGAAUUGUUGUUUCAUUUGUUUUAUAAAUUGUAAGUUAAAUUAGGGUUUGUUCAUGUUUCUGGUUAGUCUCGGUUUCACCUUGAGAAGAUAGAUUUGCUGAGGCUACAUGUUUUUUCGACUGGGUCUGUUUCACUCUACAUGAAAGUUUAACAGGAGCAUCAUAUGAUUCUGGCAAGUCUUAGUUUCAUCGUUAGUGGUUAGGUAUGCAGAAUCUACAUUUAUGUGUCUGUGGCCAGUUUCAGCUUCCUCUGAAGUUACACAGAAGCUUUAUUCAUGCUUUUGGCAAGUCUCAGUUUUAUUGUAAAAAGCAAGCUGAACAGGGGCUUCACUCAUGCUACUGGUAAGUUUGUUGUGCUGAGUCUCAGUUUCACUGUAAGUGGUGGGCUACACAGUUGCUUCACUCUGGUCCACUUCAGGGUUGUGAAAAAGACACAGUCCUGGAACUUAACCAAAGUAUUGAUUUUUUUUUUCACCUUAGUGUUAUUAAAGUAAAUUUAUAACAUAACUUUUAACAUCUUGCACCAGGGUUCCCCUCUGAGAAAUCCAGCUUCCUUAAGGCUGGGAAAAACUGUGUAAAUGAGCUUAGUAAAAUCAGGAAGUUUUGGUUAAACCAUCAUUACCAGAGCACAGGAUCUGAUGUAAACUCACUGAACCAACUGUAUGUUUGUAGCCUUCUCAAAUUCUACAUGUUGACAUUAGAGCAAUUAGUGGAGUAAAAAUAUGACAUUAUUUUUUCCUGCUCUGGCUGCUCAACAUCCUGUAACAGUGAUAAAGUUUAUCAGACAAGAUAAGGACCAAGCCUGUUCAUGUCCAAGACAAACAUUUCUGAAGAGCUCAGCAAUAAAUCUACUAAAUCAACAUGGUCCAGACGUUCAGCCUUUUUACUCUUUGUGGUUAUUUUCAGAAAGGGGAAACUCCGGCUCAGGAAGAGGUCGACAUUUCAAACAUCUGAGAGUGGCUGCAGUUUUUUAUUUACACCCCCCUCUCUGAGAGUUGAUGUGGAGAUACAGUUUAUAUUCUGGAGCUGAAACCAUGAUGGACCAGCUGUGUUUCCUGUGCUCAGCAGAACCGCAGUUAGGAUAAGAUCUUUACAAGUCUCAGUCACACACAUCCCAAAAAAUCAAACACACACCUCCUCCGGGAGACAUGGGGACAGAAAGUCAGGGUUAUGAGAGGACCACGGACGGCUGAGGACAUCACUGCAGCCCAACCAACCAGACAGUCUGAGUCUGCAGCUAUAAUCCAUACUGUGUAUGUCUGUGUGUUUGUUGUGUAGCUGCUCUCUAUAAACAAAGGGUCUGAGUCAGUGAAGUCUACAGCCUCAUGCCACUUAGCUCACAGGAUGUACGGCCAGUGGACUGAAACACGUGCGUGCGUGUGCAUGCGUGUGCGUGCGUGUGCGUGCGCGCAUGUGCGUGCGUGCGUGUGUGUGUGCAUCAAUGUGCAUUAUGACUCAUUGCUGUCCUGCUGUGUGUGAGAGUGCAUAUGUGUGUGUUUGGCAGCAACUGUUAGACACACACACUGAGUCUCUGUUUGUGGCCCUCAGGCUACGUGUAUGUCUGGGAGUGUGUGUUACAUACAUGCUCAGUAGUGUAAAACAGGUCACUUAACACAAAGAAAAUCUCACGUUAAAAACUCUGAAAAGGCUGCAGAAUGAAAUGAGUUUUCUGCCCAGUUCAGUCAGGACCACUCCCUCAAAGAAAAGGAAUGAUCUGCAUGCAGUAAGUAACAUUUGGUGGUAUUGAUCCCCCUUCUGUUUCAUGUGCAUGGAUGAAAAGCAAGGACAGGGAGAGAAGCAGCAAAGACACCCAUUAAACAAAGGUAAACAAGAAUAUGAUCAGACUCAGAAUAAAAAGAAAAGCUGCAUGAAACUGCACUGGAGAUCACUUUUUACAUUUGCAUACUUAAAUUGACAUCAAUCACACCUGCAGUAGGAGCACUGAUUCUUUUAAAUCAUGUAUUUUUAGACCUUGCUCAUUUAAUCCAUUUUUUGAGGUGUGAAUGAUCCUGUUAUAGCCUUCAAGUUGAAACAUGUUGAUCCAAAGAUAAAGAUGCUUAACACAUACAAUGAUAAAGACACACAGCCCUCACUGACUACUGUGCAGAAACUACUCUAAAACAUUGUGAUGGCUGCUGCUUGUAUGAUGUUCUGGUAACCACACUAACUUGUAUGUGCUUCUUCCAAUGAGCUGGUUGGCUGUAUCAGCUCAGGUGUGGAAUGCUCCACACCAGAUAUAUAAUCUGUUUCUGGUGGUGUCACCCUCUUUUUUUGGCUCUCUCACUGGCUCCCUCACGUUCCCCAAGCCUGACCAGCUUCACACCACUGCCUUAGUUAGAUUUUGUGUUAGUGCACUCUUCAACACCCAACAUUACACCAUGCUCACACAUCCACAUUCACACUACUAAUUUUACAGACUCUGCACACUCAAGCUUUCUUAUUGUUUUGUUUAUUUAUUCAUCUUAUUUUAUAUUAAAUAUCGUAUUUACUUUUGGAUCCGUUGAGUUCUACCGAGAAAAUAAUGGAUACUUCCUCUUUGCAUCACCCAGAAAACUCAUACAUUAAGCAGUGGUACACAUCUGUGAGUCUUUGUAUAUAUUUACUAAUUGUAUUGCUAUACUGACAGCUCCAUACUGUGGUCCAGUUAACUGUCAGUUGCUCUGUAGACAUGAAUGCAUUAGCUACAGCUAAAGUAAUAGUUUAGCAUUAUUCCCUGUUGUUACUCUAUUUCAUUUUCUCAUCUAAACCCUCAGUUAAGUUUCUCACUGAGUUUUGGUUAAGGUGACUCGGGCAUUGCUGUACAUGUCAAUAUGAAACUAUUCUAUUCUACAGGCCUGAAGAACUUCUGUUGCCAUAGUUGCAGCAUUAAUAAUUUGAGGAUUAAUGGAUUUAGGUUUGUGAAUGCAGUUGGAGUUUUGCCAUUAAGGCAGUUCUUUUGGCUUUUUGCAGCAUUGUUUUUAUUCACAGCACUUUUCAAUUAUUGCAUUUUCUACAAACUUUUGCAUGUUUUUAUGAAGUUGCACUGUUGCAUUCGUAUUUGCAGAACUUUUCUCCUGCUGAAGUCACCAUAACUUAAUCCAGUCAGAGUUGAAUUCUUCCACAGUAACCCUGUCUGUGAAGUCUGGUCCCCCAAAACACUGAGUGCAUUCAGUUUCCUGCAUUUACCAAUGGUAGGGAAGUCUCUGCCACUGCACAACAGUAGUAGCUAUGGAGAAAUUAGACUAUAAACUACCUAUGUGCCUUAAAACAGUGACACAAACAAUUAACACUCUUUUUUAGUUUAGCUGCACGUCCUAAAGAGCAUGACUGCCGACCGUACUGAUGCAACAUUGUUAUUUCCUCUCUACCUCCUUUAAACUGUUACAACAAUAAUGAACAUUAUAACAUGAAAUCAGGUCAUUACCUCCCUCUCUUUCUCUCUUUGUCUCUCGCUUUGCCUUUUACCUUCAUAAAUUAGUCCUAUAAAACAGCUAAUUAAAAGCCACACUAAUUCAAACACUGUGGAUUUUCAUUUUUAUCUGUGAUGAUCAGUUCUCUGCAUCAGAAACAAUUAAAGAAACCGGAUGGGCUGAGUUCGCUUUUGUUCUCUUGUCAGUUUAAUUAGAGGGAUGAAAAGUAUAAAAAUGAGGAUGUGAAUAACAUUCAGCUCAGAACAACGGCAGUCUUUAAGGAAGGCUUCAAAUAAAUCUGAAUCAAUAUUGUGCAGUGGAAACCGCCUUGGUAGGCUGGAUAUGAAACAUGUUCAUCACUGCAGACUGUGAGUGGACCUGGGCUGUACUAAACCAACACUAAACCUUAUUUCUCCCAUAUGAUCACUUCAGCUGGACCCUGUUAAAACCAUGAAUAACUGCACUGUUAUUACCAGAGCCUGUUGCACUUGUUCAGUGAUAUUUCAACCAUAAAUCAUGCAGCUAUAAACUGUAUAAACCAAAACAUUGACUAAGGCCAUUAUUUCUUAUUUCUUAUCUCCAAUACAGUGGAACCAGGCUUUUUUUUAUGAAUUUAGCUAGACUGAUACCUUGGUGAAUUUGCUAUAGAUCUAAUGGUCAUUAAAUCGCAGCAUUUGGGUUUUUUUUGUAUAAAGUUUUUUCCAAGCUAUGAAAGACCAGAUUACUGACCGGGAACUCUGUGUGCUAAGAAAGAUAUUUGGUAUUUUCAACCGCUUUUUAAAAACACUGGGUGCAAUUGUAACCAUGACUAGUGCAGCAUCAAGCCUGUGUGUCUUUGUCAAAGUCAUACCUUGAAGUCAAGAGUGAAGACUGCAUUUCUUACAUUUACAGUGAAACUGAGAGUCAUAACAAACUCUGCUCAGCUUAUUUCUAACAAUGAAACAGAGAACCACCACAAACAGAUGAAUAAAAUCCCAUGUAACUUUCCAUCUAUGGUCAAACUGAGACUCAUCAGAAAAAGACAAAAAGUCUUUACUUAGCCUACUGUUAUCAAUGAAACUGAAAAAGUAGGAAGAAAGCGUCUGCGCAGCCCACAACUGACAUUGACACUGAAAGCCACCAGAAGUCCAUGAACAAUUCCUCCGAUUAGCCUAUUUACAACAAUAGGCUAAGGCCCAUAAACAAAGAGACAAAGCCUCAGCUGAGCUUACUAUUGACAAUGAAACUGAGAUUUACCAGAAAUGGAUGAAUGGCACUCUGCUUUGCUAACAGUUUACAACGACGCAGAGACCCACCAGAAAGCAUCAAAUGAGGCCCCUGUGUAGGCUAACUAUUUAAUGUGAUACUUAGACUCACCAGAAACAGAAGAAUGAGGCUCUUCUGGGGGAUGCAAUGAACCAAGAAAUGAAAAUGUUGUUUUGACAUGGCCUUCUGUGCACAAAGGGGUGAUAUGACUAGCCUGGUAAUUACACUGCCAACUAGUGUUUUGGUUACAUUUUGCAGAGUGGCACAGACACUGUAAUGCACAAAAAUGUAGUGUUUAACACCAAACAGUUUACUUUAAAAUGGACACUGCAUGUAAAAGAUUAUGUUGUCGCUGAUACUGGCUCACUGAACAUCCUAUACUAAGUGAACAUUCAAACACAGGAUCCAGUUAGACGGUUUAUUUCGCUUGUCUUCAGUGGAUGAUUUUUUAUCAUAGAUACAUCCACUUCAGGGCUUGAAAUCAUCAUUACAUUUGCGUUUAGUUUGACAGGAAUAUUCAGACUCCCUUUGUUCUGUGCUGAUCUUGGUCAGGGUGCAAAAGGAAGAGCAGGCCUGAGGGCUGGCUUUUAUGAUGUUGGGGGUGUGGCUUGGCCUUGGGUGUCAGGGGAGUCAGAUGGUGAGGUGAGAAUUUGGGAUUUAACACUGCAAGUGUAACUGACCAAGACGCCAUGAGAUAUAAAGCUUCCUCUGCUGACUAUCUGCAGCAUACGCCAUAUAAUCCCCAGCUCCCCAAGUUAACAACAAAAACAGAGGCCAAACUAUAAAAUCAAAAUACAUUUUGAAUAAUUGUAGUACUUAGUUUUCAUCAUGCUGAUUUUACCCUGAGUUUAUUUUGAGAUAUCAUGAUUGACAGCUCCAUAAACAAAUACGGCUACUGAGGCACUGGGACUAUUGUGGUGAGACGUCGCCACUUCCUGUUUUAUUUUGUUUUAACUCCCUGUUUUCUUUGCUACCCUGGUCCGGCUUAACUGAUUUCAGAGCACGCUCCCUGUCCCCGGUCGCUGACUGAGCGAGACUCCACACCUGCGCUGCGUCUACAAUCUCCCUCUACACCAACGACCUCCGAUCAGCCUCUGGCUGUGUCUCAUUUCAGAGACCGCAUCGACCUAAGUGCCCUUCUGCACCGUCGAACGGUGCAUUUGAAGUGUGCAUGACGUCACGACGGUGCGAACGGUGUCCCGUUUGGCACGAGAUGCUAAAAAAUGCUAAGCGCGCUUAGCAUGUUUUCAAGCGUGCAUUUAUCCACGCUUUCGUGCCGUCGGUAUCCCAGAAUCCUUUGCGUGCCGCUGCACAGCUGCGCAUUUCAGGUGAGAGGCUGGACUCGCUUGGAGACGUAGCGCGUCUUCAAAGAAAUUACAAGCAAUCCAAAAACAGCAGACAGUCAGCUCAGGCUGUAUGAGAGCAUGAUCUCUGAACUCACUAAAAUCUGUUAACCAAACAUUAUAGAUUUAGAGACGAACCGAUCCGCUCUGCUUCAACAAUCAAAAACAUUAGAAAUAAGAAAGCUGACAAAACUACAGCAGAGUAUCAGGACAACAUUGAGGUUUUUUUCUUUUAAGAUUUAGAGAUUAAAGUUGUAAAUUUAGGAGAAUAAAGUCAUAAAGUAAAUAAAGUCAUAAAGCUGCUUUUGUGGAGGGGGAAAUGACUGAAGCUGGUCAUCUGCAGGGUUAUCUGUGGAUGUAUCAGCGGGUCAUUCAGAGAGAUUUUGUGGUUUCUGAAGAAACAAUCAAACUGAUGAUAAUCAACAUUUGUGAUCCAGAGGGAGUCGAGCUCCGACGAGCACCACGUCUCUGACACCGGCCGUAGCCUACACCUGCAGAGACACCAACACCUUAUUACGGCAUAUGGAUUCAUAUCAUAAAUUAAAGCUCAAUGUCAUUCACGGAUAUUUACGGCUGCAUUGACAGAUAUAUCCUCAGCAUAUUCAUUUCUGCCUCCACAAAAGCAGCGAUUUCCUUCAAGUACACCAGUUUUUUUCCCCGUGGAAAAGACGUAUUUCUCAUAUAUUCUUUUUUUAAAGUCUUUAUACUUAUGACAAUGUGAUGCUGAUGUGCCAGAGGAUGAAGAAUCUCCUAUCCUCCUUCUCAAUAGGGCCCUCAUACUCCUUCAUACAAAACAAUCAUUGGAUUAAUUUUGUGGGAAUGAUCUGGGCUUGUAUGUAUCUACUAUUUUGUGUCUGUGUAAGGUCGCACAAUUAAAACAAUACAUGCUGCGCUCCGCAGCUUUUUUUCUAAUCAGUCGUGACGUAAGCCUGAGGGCGGGGACAUUUGGAGACCUUCGGAGGACUUCCUGGUGGAGUUGCCAAAUGUCCCCGCCCUCAGGCUCGCGUCACGACUGACUUAAAGGAAACCCGCGGAGCGCAGCAUUUAUUGUUUUAAUUGUGCGACCUUACACAGACACAAAAUAGUAGAUACAUACAAGCACAAUUCAUCCAAUGAUUGUUUUGUAAGAAGGAGUAUGAGGGCCAUAUUGAGAUUUAAGACUUUAAGGACUUCGAGAUUUAAGUCGUGAAUUUACGAGAAUAAAGUCAUUAAUUUAUGAGAAUGAAGUCAUAACCUGUUAUUUCAGAGAGACUUGUUAAAAUUAGGGCCAUGAAGCAUUUGAAGGAACUGUGCUUCAGUAUAGGUUUCACAAACAAGGAGAUUCUUCAUCCUUUGGCACAUCAGCAUAACAUUGUCAUAAGUAUGAAGACUUUAAAAAGAAUAUAUGAGAAAUACGUCUUUUCCACAGGGAAAAAAUUGGUGUACUUGAAGGAAAUCGCUGCUUUUGUGGAGGCAGAAAUGAAUAUGCUGAGGAUAUAUCUGUCAAUGCAGCCGUAAAUAUCCGUGAAUGACAUUGAGCUUUAGUUUAUGAUAUGAAUCCAUAUGCAGUAAUAAGGUGUUGGUGUCUCUGCAGGUGUAGGCUACUGCCGGUGUCAGAGACGUGGUGCUCGUCGGAGCUCGACUCCCUCUGGAUCACAAAUGUUGAUUAUCAUCAGUUUGAUUGUUUCUUCAGAAACCACAAAAUCUCUCUGAAUGACCCGCUGAUACAUCCACAGAUAACCCUGCAGAUGACCAGCUUCAGUCAUUUCCCCCUCCGCAAAAGCAGCUUUAUGACUUUAUUUACUUUAUGACUUUAUUCUCCUAAAUUUACAACUUUAAUCUCUAAAUCUUAAAAGAAAAAAAAACCUCAAUGUUGUCCUGAUACUCUGCUGUAGUUUUGUCAGCUUUCUCAUUUCUAAUGUUUUUGAUAGUUGUAACACAGCGGAUCAGUUCGUCUCUAAAUCUAUAAUGUUUGGUUUACAGAUUUUAGUGAGUUCAGAGAUCAUGCUCUCAUACAGCCUGAGCUGACUGUCUGAUGGUUUUGGAUUGCUUGUAUUUUCUUCGAAGACGCGCUGUGUCUCCAAGCGAGUCCAGCCUCUCACCUGAAAUGCACAGCUGUGCAGCGGCACGCAAAGAAUUCUGGGAUACCGACGGCACGAAAGCGUGCAUACAUGCACGCUUGAAAACGAGGCGGGGGUAGUGUGAUUUUGAGACCGAAUUUGAAGCGCGCUUAGUAUUUUGUGCCAAACGGGACACCGUUCGUGCCGCAUGGUGACCUCACGUACGCGUCAGAUGCGCCGUUCGAUGGCUGCUGUAUUUGAAAUGGGACACAGGAAGGGCACAGAACGGCGCAAAACGGCGUAAAACGGCUCAAAACGGCAGUGCACUCAGCUAAGCGCCGUUAAGCGCGCUUAUCACGAUGCGGUCUCUGAAAUGAGACACAGCCUCUACUUCAGUCAAGCUGCUGAAAUACGCGGACAACACCACCAUCGUGGGGCUGAUUACCAAAAACAUGGAGGACGACUACAGGUCAGAGAUCGACAGAAUGGUCAACAUGUGCAAAGACCACAAUCUCAUCCUCAAUGAAAGCAAGACAGUUGAACUCAUCAUUGACUCCCGGACAAACACCUCCAUCAAGACACCCAUCAUCAUUAACGACCAAUCCAUUUCUGCUACAGACUCAUUUAAAUUCCUAGGUACACACAUCAACAACAAGCUGAACGGGAUCAUCACACCACUCACCUUCUCAAAACAGCAAAUCAACGACUAUUCCACCUCAGACAACUCAGGAAAUACAGAGUCAGGAAAAAUGUACUGGUACAAUUCUACACCGCCAUAA